GUCCAAUGAAACGUCAUCGCUAGAGCUUGCACCUUUGUAAAUUAAACGCGGCUAAAGAUCGGCGGUUGCUUCCGUGUCCUCAAACAGCACCGCAGCUUCACUCACCUUAAAGUCAUCGUCCUCGCAAUAACCAAAGCGGUUUGGUCGUUCCACCCUAUAUCGACCCCAACAAGCUGUCUUCUAGCAUCUGGAGCGGACAUAAGAGAAGAUAUCAAGAUGGCGAACGCAGGCUACGAUGCCGUCGUAGAUAUUGACGAUGAGGGCGACCUAGGCCACACCGACCUCCAAGAAGACCUCGAAUUCCACAACUCCAACUUCUCCGAGAGCCAUCACGCGCGCAGCAGCAAAGGCGCCCCGACCACCUCCUCCUCCUCCCCCUUCAACAGCAGCGCCCCGGGCCUCCCGCUCCCCGCGACCGCCGGCUCCGGCUCCGGCGGCGGGCCCGUGUCCUCGAAGCGGUACCUGUGGACGCUGUCCUUCUACGCGCAGUUCUUCGACGUGGACACGUCGAGCGUGCUGGCGCGGUGCUGGGCGGCGCUGUACCCGCGCGCGAACUUCCUCGACGUGCUGGAGGGGAAUCCGGAUCUGUACGGGCCGUUUUGGAUCGCGACGACUGUGGUGCUGAUUUUGUUCUUGGGGGGCACGAUUAGUGCGUAUUUGGCUAGUGAGGGGAAGGGCGCGUUUGCGUAUGAUUUUAAGUUGUUGAGCGGCGCUGCUGGUCUCAUCUACGGAUACACUCUCGGAAUCCCUGUAGUUCUAUUCGGCGCACUACGAUACUUCGGUUCCGAAUCUGCGAACCUACUCGAGUGCUGGGCGCUGUACGGGUACUCAAAUCUGAUUUGGAUCCCCGUGGCGCUGAUCAGCUGGUCGCCCAUCACGAUCCUCAACUGGGUUUUCGUGGGUGUCGGGUUCGGUCUCAGCGUCGCUUUCUUGCUGCGCAACUUAUACCCCGUCCUCAGCGCUACCGAUCGCCAGACCAGCAAGAUUCUGCUUAUCCUUGUUGUGGCUCUGCAUGCUGGCCUAGCGAUCGCUAUUAAGGUCCUGUUCUUCGCCGCUGGAAGCCCCGUUGCGGGAGACAAGCCGGGUGAUACGCCGCCUGCGACUGGAGGGGAUAAGCCGGAGGGCAAUGCCAUGUUUCUUUUCUAAGGGAGUAUGUGUUAUGUGUAUCUAUUCGUAUGGGAAGAGAAGAAAGAUGUGCCGAAAUGGCAAGGUCAAGAAUAAGAUGGGAGACUUGACCUGGUAUUAUGCUUUUAUGGCGUUGGGCAGGUUAUAUGUCAUUAGGUAGUGUUAUGUACACUACCUCUAAGCUAGCUGAUACCUUUCCGUUCUAAUG
Daldinia loculata is the source of this 1333-nucleotide messenger RNA. Its product is annotated as Yip1-domain-containing protein. Gene Ontology annotation, cellular component: Golgi apparatus; membrane. The transcript is spliced from 3 exons. Lineage: Eukaryota; Fungi; Ascomycota; Sordariomycetes; Xylariales; Hypoxylaceae. Gene Ontology annotation, biological process: vesicle-mediated transport. Bases 217 to 1146 code for a protein of 309 amino acids. Gene Ontology annotation, molecular function: small GTPase binding. The record is from RefSeq and is a predicted model, not a curated record.